Drosophila elegans is the source of this 2334-nucleotide messenger RNA. It is a transcript of the gene dsf, whose product is annotated as photoreceptor-specific nuclear receptor. Gene Ontology annotation, molecular function: nuclear receptor activity; zinc ion binding; RNA polymerase II cis-regulatory region sequence-specific DNA binding. Gene Ontology annotation, biological process: cell differentiation; anatomical structure development; regulation of transcription by RNA polymerase II. The record is from RefSeq and is a predicted model, not a curated record. Lineage: Eukaryota; Metazoa; Arthropoda; Insecta; Diptera; Drosophilidae.
CGAGGAGUUCUCAAUAAGUCGUCUUAAAGUCAAACACUAUUGCCAAUUUAAAGUGUGCAGUGUGGAACGUAAAUCUAAGCAAACUGGAUACAUUAGGGUUCAAAUAUUUCCAUCAACGGAAAAUGGGCACAGCGGGUGACCGGCUGUUGGAUAUUCCUUGCAAGGUGUGUGGCGAUCGGAGCUCCGGCAAGCACUAUGGAAUCUACAGUUGCGAUGGCUGCUCGGGUUUUUUCAAGCGGAGCAUCCAUCGAAAUCGCAUUUACACCUGUAAGGCAACCGGCGAUCUCAAAGGCCGGUGUCCUGUGGACAAGACCCAUCGCAAUCAGUGCCGUGCGUGUCGCCUGGCCAAAUGCUUUCAGUCGGCUAUGAACAAGGAUGCUGUUCAGCACGAGCGCGGUCCAAGGAAACCAAAGCUGCACCCGCAACUGCACCACCACCACCACCAUGCCGCGGCCGCGGCGGCGGCUGCCCACCAUGCAGCAGCCGCCCACCACCACCACCACCAUCACCACCAUGCCCACGCCCACGCGGCGGCCGCCCACCACGCUGCAGCAGCCGCGGCGGCCGCCGCUGGCCUGCACCACCACCACCAUGCCGCCGGCCACCUGCCCGUCUCCCUGGUGACGAACGUCUCGGCCUCGUUCAACUACACCCAGCACAUCUCCACCCAUCCGCCCGCGGCCGCUGCUCCGCCAGGUGGCUUCCAGGGGCGUCCCCCCAGUGGCCACCUGCACCAUGGACACCAGGCCGCAUCGUUCCAGCAUCCUGGACACUCCGGACACCCCGGACACUCGCUGCCGGCCCCGCACGGAACCGCCAGCUCGAUAACCAGCGGCGGAUCCGGUGGGGGUGGUGGCGGCGGUCCCUCGCUGCCCUUCUCCUCGCACUUGCUGCACCACAACCUGAUAGCCGAGGCUGCCAGCAAGCUGCCGGGGAUCACGGCCACAGCCGUGGCGGCCGUGGUCUCCUCCACCACAACGCCUUACUCCCCGGCGGCUCAGGCCUCGCCGCCCAGCAGCAUCAACAACAACAACAAUAACAACAGCAACAACCACAACCACUACUCGCCCUCGCCCAGCAACUCCAUCCAGUCGAUCUCGAGCAUUGGAUCGCGGAGUGUGGGCGUUCAGGAGGAGGGACUCAGCCUGGGCAGCGAGAGUCCGCGGGUGAACGUGGAGACGGAGACGCCUUCGCCCUCGGCCUCGCCGGCCUUGAGUGCCGGCAGCAUUUCGCCGGCUCCCACGCUGACCACCUCCUCGGGAUCACCGCAGCCCCGCCAGAUGUCCCGGCGCAGUCUGAGCGAGGCCACCACGCCGCCCAGCCACGCCUCCCUGCUGAUCCGCGCCAGCAACAACAACAAUGGAGAGCUGAAGCAGGCGAGCUACACAUCCGGAUCGCCGACGCCCACCACGCCCACGCCCCCGCCCCCGCCCCUGCGACCGGGAGGAGGCACCGCCUGCCCCACCUCGGCAGCGACCUCCAGCGGGUUCCUGGAGCUGCUGCUCAGCCCGGACAAGUGCCAGGAGCUCAUCCAGUACCAGGUGCAGCACAACACGCUGCUCUUCCCGCAGCAGCUGCUGGACUCACGCCUGCUCUCGUGGGAGAUGCUGCAGGAGACGACGGCGCGCCUGCUCUUCAUGGCGGUGCGCUGGGUCAAGUGCCUCAUGCCCUUCCAGACGCUGUCCAAGAACGACCAGCACUUGCUGCUUCAGGAGUCUUGGAAGGAGCUCUUCCUGCUCAACCUGGCACAGUGGACUAUUCCCCUGGACCUAACGCCCAUCCUGGAGUCGCCACUCAUCCGGGAGCGGGUGCUGCAGGACGAGGCCACGCAGACGGAGAUGAAGACGAUCCAGGAGAUCCUGUGCCGCUUCCGACAGAUCACGCCCGACGGCAGCGAGGUGGGCUGCAUGAAGGCGAUCGCUCUGUUCGCCCCGGAGACCGCCGGCCUGUGCGACGUGCAGCCGGUGGAGAUGCUGCAGGACCAGGCGCAGUGCAUCCUGUCCGAUCACGUGCGUCUGCGGUACCCCCGUCAGGCGACCCGCUUCGGAAGGCUGCUGCUCCUGCUGCCGUCGCUGCGAACCAUCCGAGCCGCCACCAUCGAGGCGCUCUUCUUCAAGGAGACCAUCGGCAACGUGCCCAUUGCGCGGCUGCUGCGGGACAUGUACACCAUGGAGCCGGCCCAGGUGGACAAGUAAUCCACCCGAAUAGCAAUCAAAAUCGAUUCCCAAUUCACAGCACCUAAGCGGCACCGGUCGCUGCCACCUGCGAAAAUAUUUGUAUUCCAAUGCGACCCAAAAAGUAUUCAGAUUCACUGCGGGGGAAAGUGGGCGAAAG